This is a messenger RNA of Otolemur garnettii (small-eared galago), 1876 nucleotides long. It is a transcript of the gene B4GALNT2, whose product is annotated as beta-1,4-N-acetyl-galactosaminyltransferase 2. Gene Ontology annotation, cellular component: ribosome. Gene Ontology annotation, biological process: translation; UDP-N-acetylglucosamine metabolic process; UDP-N-acetylgalactosamine metabolic process. Lineage: Eukaryota; Metazoa; Chordata; Mammalia; Primates; Galagidae. The record is from RefSeq and is a predicted model, not a curated record. Gene Ontology annotation, molecular function: structural constituent of ribosome.
GGGAUCCGGGAUGACUUCGGGCGGCUCUAGAUUUCGGUGGCUCCUCAAGAUGACAGUCUUAGUCUUGGCACUUGGCAUUGUUUUUUAUAUGUUCAGAAGCGAGUCCUUUCAAGCAGUGUUCAGUACCCUUAAGCCAGAGCCCCCACAUCCUUUGGGCGUCCAGGGGCUGAAGCUUCUACCUGAAAAACGUCUUAGGGACCUCUUUACCUACGAUGGAAUCUGGUUGUUUCCGAAAAACCAGUGCAAAUGUGAAGUCACCAACGGGCAGGGAGGUUAUAACUUUGAGGAUGCCUAUGGCCAGAGGGACCUCCCUGCCGUGAAAGCCAGAAGACAGGCUGAAUUUGAACACUUUCAGAGGAGAGAAAGGCUGCCCCGUCCACCGCCCCUCCUGGCUCAACCCAACCUCCCUUUUGGGUACCCAGUUUAUGGAGUGGAGGUGAUGCCCUUGCACACAAUUCCCAUCCCAGGUCUACAGUUUGAAGGGCCAGAAGACCCAGUCUAUAAGGUCACCCUAACAGCUUCUCUGGGGACACUGAACACACUAGCUGACAUCCCAGACAGUGUGGUACAGGGCAGAGGCCAGAAGCAGCUGACCAUUUCCACCAGUGACCGGAAGCUUCUGAAGUUCAUCCUCCAGCACAUGACAUACACCAGCACGGGGUACCAGCACCACAUGGUGGACAUGGUGAGUCUGGAGUCCAAGUCCUCAGUGGCCAAGUUUCCAGUGACCAUCCGCCAUCCUGUCAUGCCCAAGUUAUAUGACCCUGGACCAGAGAGGAAGCUCAGAAACCUGGUGACCAUUGCCACCAAGACUUUCCUUCGCCCCCACAAGUUCAUGACCAUGCUCCGGAGUAUUCGAGAGUAUUACCCAGACUUGACUGUGAUAGUGGCUGACGAUAGCAAGAAGCCCUUGAACAUUGAAGACAGCCACGUGGAGUAUUACACCAUGCCCUUUGGGAAGGGUUGGUUUGCCGGUAGGAACCUGGCCAUAUCUCAGGUCACCACCAAAUAUGUUCUCUGGGUAGAUGAUGAUUUUCUCUUUAACAACAAGACCAAGAUCGAGGUGCUGGUAGAUGUCCUGGAGAAAACUGAACUGGAUGUGGUAGGAGGCAGUGUUCUGGGCAAUGUGUUCCAGUUUAAGCUGCUCCUGGAACAGAGUGAGAAUGGAGACUGCCUUCACAAGAGGAAAGGAUCUUUCCAGCCCCUGGAAGGCUUCCCCAGCUGUGUGCUGACUAGUGGCGUUGUCAACUUCUUCCUGGCCCACACAGAGCGACUCCAAAGAGUUGGCUUCGAUCCCCGCCUGCAACGAGUGGCUCACUCAGGUGCCUACAAGUAUCAGGAGCUGUGGAGGAAGAAGCAGUGUUGUAUAAUGGGCUUUCUUCUGAGGAUCUGCUGCUGGCAGUACCACUCUGUCUCUGCAUUCCACGGGGAUCCCUGCCCCACUGUGGGAUACAAAACUAAGCAAGAUUAUGUCAUACACAGGAUUCGUCUAUGCUGCAGUGUCAGCAGACACCUGGUUACUAAGGGUGCAACCUAUGGUAAGGCUGUGCAUCAUGGUGUUAACCAGCUAACAUUUGCUUGAAACCUUCAGUCUGUUGCUUAGGCAGGAGCUGGAUGCAACUGUGGGGCUGUAGCAGCCCUGAAUUCUUACUGGGUUGGUGAAGAUUUGGAGGUUAUCCUCAUUGACUAUCAUAAAGCUAUCAGAAGAAAUCCAGACACCCAGUGGAUCACCAAACUAGUCCACAAGCACAGGGAGGUACGUGGGCUGACAUCUGCAGGCCGGAAGAGCUGUGGCCUUGGAAAGGGCCAUAAGUUCCCCCACACCACUAGUGGUUUCCACCUUGCAGCUUGGAGAAGGUGCAAUUCUUUCCAGCUC